Aureobasidium uvarum is the source of this 1977-nucleotide messenger RNA. Lineage: Eukaryota; Fungi; Ascomycota; Dothideomycetes; Dothideales; Saccotheciaceae. The record is from the annotation of a GenBank genome assembly.
AUGCGCACCCAUUGUCCGCACUCGGACAACUUCACUUUCAUCGCUUUGACCACAGCCGCGGAAGCCAACCGUGCUGUCAAGGAACUUCACAAUAAGCGCUUGUUCAAUCAGAAAGUCAUCGUUUCACUGCAGCGCUCUAACGAAGGCUCGGCAACUCAAAUGACUGGUCGCAAAGCCCGCUCGCGUAUCAUCAGCAUGGCUCCCGGCAGCUCGCCUUCUACCAAGCCUUCUACCAUGAGCUCUGGCAAAGAGAACAUGGAAGCGCAGAUGCCUGCCAGCAUACAGAUCCUCCAGGGUUGGUCUGUGUAUGCACAGUCUACCCCUCCGCCAUUCGAUCCUCGAAGACCUACAUCCUUCGAUACCCAGACGCCGAACCCGCCCAUCGUCUACAAUCAGCAAUACCCGACUCUGCCUUAUCAUUCACCGCCUCCCAUAAACUAUGGACGCUUUGAUCCCACCGCUCCAGUCUAUCCUGCUCCUGCCAACCAUAACCUGGCUUAUCAAUUCCCACCUGUCCUGGUCCCUAGUGCCGCGCUCCCCAUGUUGCAGCAACCGCCACGGACUGCUUCAGAACAGCGUCCACGUCGCAACCGUGAGCGACGUAAGCAGUUUCCACCUCCGCACGAUGGACCAUCAGACUCUCCAGAUGAUGUGUCGCUUCCCGCAAGCACCAAGCCCGGAGUAGAUGACAGUUACGACUCUGUCAUCCAUGUAUCUACGUGUUCUUCCGCUUCUGCACCAUCUGUAUCUCCGAGCUCUAACUCACAGUACUGCGAUAACAAGACCUGGCCUUUACUUAUUUCUUCCGAUCCUGUCCCAGAAGCCAGAGCUUGGACAUCGUUCCGUGACGACCAGAUCGAUGCCGCGUAUAACACUCUCGAAAGACACUGCCAUGGCGCUGAAUCUUUGAUCUCGACUGGCUUCAACAUCAAGAAACCUAUCACGCCGCCGCUCGCCGAUCUUAGAGCUAAGGUUAAGUGCAAGUCUUGUCGCACUUCUCGUCAACGUCUCGAUCGUUUGAUCGCAGAAGAGGAUGUGAAGGGUUGUUCAGUCGCUAGAGACGGCAUGCACAGUUUCGGUGGCAUCUCUCAUCUGAGGUCACGCUACGAAGACUUCGAGCACCCACCUGCAGUCUCUCAAUCCUCACUCACCAGCAAACGUCGCGCCAUUGCCCUUGACUGUGAGAUGGCUGGAGGUAAAAGCGGUGAUGGUCUAGUUGAUCAAUUGAUCCAACUAACUGCUGUUGAUUACCUCAGCGGUGAGGUACUGAUCUCGACUCUGGUUAAGCCCACUUUGAACAUCCGCCAGUGGCGUACCGAAAUCCAUGGCGUGAGUCACAACAUGAUCAUGCAGGCUGAUCGUGAAGGCACCGCUUUGAGAGAUGUGUUUCACGCUCGCAAAGUCUUGUUUUCGCACAUGGACAGAAAUACCAUUCUAGUUGGCCAUGCCCUGCAUCACGACCUGAAUGUCCUCAAGAUUGCUCACAACCGUUGUGUGGACUCGGAAUUGUUGGCCAAGGCUGCCAUCGACAGAUGUGGUCGCAGCAGUGGUACGAGUCUGAAGAAGCUUUGCGAAUGUCUGAUGGGCUUGAGUGUGCAAGUAAUGGCGAAUCACUCCUGUCUCGAAGACUCAUUUGCGGCUAGAGAAGCCGUCAUCUACAUAACCUCGCAUCCUCAGGAGCUGGCUAUAUGGGCGAAAGCUAAGCAGCAAGCGAUUGACGAAGAAACGGCCAUGAGAGUGGCUGCUAAACAGGCAAAAGAGGAAGCCAGAGAACAAGUUGCUGCCGCCGAAGCUAAAGAGAAGGCUGCUGCGGCUGACGAUAAGGGGAUUCAACCUAUUCUCACUAUAGCCAUGCCGGCAUUGGUCCCUACUCCCGCCAACGAGAUUCCUGAUGAGUUGCAAAUGAACAGGGGUCCUUCUGCUGGCAAGAAGCGUAAGGGAGGCGCAUGGAAGGCGCUCAAUUCUAAGGACGACUGA